Messenger RNA from Ornithorhynchus anatinus (platypus), 2206 nucleotides. It is a transcript of the gene MFSD2A, whose product is annotated as major facilitator superfamily domain containing 2A. Gene Ontology annotation, biological process: carbohydrate transport. Lineage: Eukaryota; Metazoa; Chordata; Mammalia; Monotremata; Ornithorhynchidae. Bases 96 to 1685 code for a protein of 529 amino acids. The transcript is spliced from 14 exons. Gene Ontology annotation, cellular component: membrane. The record is from RefSeq and is a predicted model, not a curated record. Gene Ontology annotation, molecular function: lysophospholipid:sodium symporter activity.
GAGGAGGAGGAGGAGGAGGGAAAGAGAAAGAAAAAGAGCGAGGGUCCGCCGGGCCCGGCGUUUCAUUCAUCGGCUGCCUGGGCGCCCCCAGGGCCAUGGCCAAGGGCGAGGGGGCCGAGAGCGCCUCGGCCACCGGUCUGCUGCCCUCGGGCAUCCUCCAAGCCCAGGAGAGGUGUCUGCCCAAGCAGAAGGAGGGGAAGCAGAAGCUGUCGAUCUGCAACAAGCUGUGCUAUGCCGUGGGUGGUGCCCCCUACCAGGUCACCGGCUGUGCCCUGGGCUUCUUUCUCCAGAUCUACCUGCUGGAUGUCGCCCAGGUGGACCCCUUCUAUGCUUCCAUCAUCCUAUUUGUGGGCCGGGCCUGGGAUGCCAUCACAGACCCCAUGGUGGGCUUCUUCAUCAGCAAGUCCUCCUGGAACCGCCUGGGUCGCCUGAUUCCCUGGAUCAUCUUCUCCACCCCAUUCGCCGUGAUCACCUACUUCCUGAUCUGGUUCGUGCCGGAUUUCUCCACGGGCCAGGUGAUAUGGUACCUCGUCUUCUACUGCCUCUUCGAGACCCUGGUCACGUGCUUCCAUGUCCCGUACUCGGCCCUCACCAUGUUCAUCAGCACGGAGCAGAGCGAGCGAGACUCGGCCACCGCCUACCGAAUGACCGUGGAGGUGUUGGGCACCGUGCUGGGCACUGCCAUCCAGGGGCAGAUAGUGGGCCAGGUGGACACGCCCUGCCUCCCGAACACCGUCCUCAUCGCCGUCAGUAGCAAUGCCUCGGUGGCCGUGAAGGAGGUGAACAGGACGCACGACUCCGGCUCGCUCACCGACACGAAGAACGCGUACAUGAUGGCGGCUGGAGUCAUUGUGGCCAUCUACAUCCUCUGCGCUGUCAUCCUUGUUCUGGGCGUGAAGGAGCAGCGAGAACCCUGUGACUCCCAGACGGACAAGCCCGUCUCCUUUUGGAAGGGGCUCAAACUGGUCAUGAACCACGGUCCCUACAUCAAGCUGAUUGCCGGCUUCCUCUUCACCUCCCUGGCCUUCAUGCUGGUGGAAGGGAACUUUGCCUUGUACUGCACCUACACGCUGGGCUUCCGCAACGAGUUCCAGAAUCUGCUCCUGGCCAUCAUGGUCUCUGCCACCCUCACCAUUCCAUUCUGGCAGUGGUUCCUGACCCACUUUGGGAAGAAAACCGCCGUCUACGUGGGGAUCUCGUCAGUCGUGCCCUUCCUUAUCCUGGUGGCCGUCCUGGAGAGCAACCUGAUCGUCACCUACGUGGUGGCGGUGGCCGCGGGCGUCAGCGUGGCGGCCGCCUUCCUCCUGCCCUGGUCCAUGCUGCCCGAUGUGAUCGACGACUUCAACCUGACGCACCCUAAAUCACGGGGCCACGAGGCCAUCUUCUUCUCCUUCUACGUCUUCUUUACCAAAUUCGCCUCGGGCAUCUCCCUGGGCAUCUCCACGCUGAGCCUCGAAUUCGCCGGCUACGAGACCCGCGGCUGCUCCCAGCCCCAAGCGGUGAAGAUGACCCUGAAGGUUCUGGUCACCGCGGCCCCCAUCGUUUUCAUCUUCCUGGGGCUGUUCCUCUUCAAGCUGUACCCCAUCAACGAGGAGAGGCGGCGAGAGAACAAGAAAGCCAUGCAGCGGGAUGAGAGCAGUUCCAGUUCGGACUCGGACUCCACAGAGCUCGCCAGCAUCCUAUAAGAGCGCGGGGCUGAAGGUCCCGGGGAGGACCGCGAUGACCGGCGACUGGGGUGGGGGAGGCCAGCGCCAUCCUGGAGCAUCUCGGCUCGUCGAGGGACCGGGGGAUGGGGCGGAGGACCACGCGCCCGGGGGCAACCCCGGGUGCCAGGAGUAGUGUACAUUACACGAGACCUACUGAACGAGCACUGUUACUCUCACCCCGUCGGGGGCCGACCCACCCCGGCCUGCCUGGGGGCCAGGCCUGGCUCGUCCCUCUCGCCACGCUGCCCCCCGGCAGGCGGGGCCGGCGCUGACACUGUGAAUACGCUGCGAUCCCCGCCCCCUCUCCACGACGGGGUGGGCGGGGAGGGCAAACACGACACUAAUGUAGAGAAACGUUUUAUAAGACUAAUUAAUAACUUAAUGACGCUGUACAUAUGAAAUAUUUUCCUAUUUGUAUAUAACUGUUUGGAAAGCAGACUCACGGUGCUAUUAAUAUUAUUAAUUUACAUAAAAGCUAUGUGGCGGGGGGAGAAAAAAAG